UGGGAUACAGAGGGGUUGCCAUGCACAGCACCCACAAAUCCAAGGUCACCACUUGUUUUUGUCAGUUCCCCCCUGGGUGCAGUGAGGCACAGCAGGGCUGGUUUGGAGGUGCAGGUUGUGGACAGGGGUUGUGGGAGGUGGGGUAGCAGUGUACCUCUGACCCCCCCUCCAUUUGCAUGCAGCCACUGCAUCCAGCAGAUCCUGGAGGCUGUCCUGCACUGUCACCAGAUGGGGGUGGUCCACAGAGACCUCAAGCCGGAGAACCUGCUUCUGGCCAGCAAGUGCAAAGGGGCAGCAGUGAAGCUGGCGGACUUUGGCCUUGCCAUCGAGGUGCAGGGGGAUCAGCAGGCCUGGUUUGGAUUUGCCGGCACACCUGGCUACCUGUCCCCUGAGGUCCUGCGCAAGGAGGCCUAUGGCAAACCGGUGGACAUCUGGGCAUGUGGGGUCAUCCUGUACAUCCUGCUGGUGGGCUACCCGCCGUUCUGGGAUGAGGACCAGCACAAACUCUACCAGCAAAUCAAGGCCGGGGCCUAUGAUUUCCCUUCACCUGAGUGGGACACAGUCACCCCCGAAGCAAAAAACCUCAUCAAUCAGAUGCUGACCAUCAACCCUGCCAAGCGCAUCACAGCCCAUGAGGCCCUCAAGCACCCGUGGGUCUGCCAACGUUCUACCGUGGCCUCCAUGAUGCACAGGCAGGAGACAGUGGAGUGCUUGAAAAAGUUCAAUGCCCGGAGGAAGCUCAAGGUGAGGGGGCUGGUGGGGGAGGUGUGGGCUGGGGACAGUGCUUAUCCCCCCAGCACCACUCUGCCUCUCCAUGGGGCUCUCCUGUGGGACCCUCCCCUGUCCACUGUAGGACCUCUGCCCUGCCUUCUGUGGGACAUUCCCUUGUUUACUAUGGUACCCCUGCCCUUCCCACUCUGGCAGCACCUGGACAGCCCAUUCCUACCCCAGAACUCGUCAGGGCCUUCCUGUGCCUUUCCAUGGGGUACAGUCCCUUCCCACUGGGUGUUGUGGUCCCACUCUACUGUGCCUGGUGCUCUGCUGCGGGCUUUGGUCCCAUCCCAGUGACACACAGUGUGGCAU
Molecule: messenger RNA, 1083 nt
Organism: Cyanistes caeruleus (blue tit)
Lineage: Eukaryota; Metazoa; Chordata; Aves; Passeriformes; Paridae
Source: RefSeq, a predicted model, not a curated record